Porites evermanni is the source of this 10865-nucleotide messenger RNA. Lineage: Eukaryota; Metazoa; Cnidaria; Anthozoa; Scleractinia; Poritidae. The record is from the annotation of a GenBank genome assembly.
AUGGUGACUGUACCAUCUCCACAAUGUGUUGGGCGAGAAUUUGUCCGGCAGUAUUACACCCUCCUUAAUCAAGAACCAGUUCAGAUCCACAGGUAUUAUGAAUUUUUUAUCAUUAUUAGUGGUGGGUGUCGCUGGUACCCAUUUAUACACCUGGGUGAAGAGAGACAAAGUGGAGUAAAGUUCCUUGUCUCAGGAAACAAUGGGAAUGGCGAGGCUUGAACCCCUUACCUCCAGAUCCAGAGUUCGAGGUGUUAACCGCUCGGCCACGCACGUCUCCAUGGGUACUGGCGACAUACUGCUGGGGGGGUAACCCUGCAAUGGACUAGCAUCCCUUUCAGGGGGUAGUAGCAAUACUUCUAGUUAUGCUUCAUGCUACGGAAACCAGUAUAAGCUCUGGCUGUUUGGGCCUUUGGUUCAUGUGCGCCUUUACUUACCUUAUCAUUAGUAGUGGAUGAAAUAGAGAGGAGAAAUUGUUAGGUCAUGUUGCCAUGGUAGCAAAAUUUUUUGGGGAUCAAUCUCAACAAACGAUGGUCCUAAGAUUAUUUACUGUACUGUACCACACCUGUUUUCUUCCUACAUCUGUAUAAAAAAUUUCACUCCAAAACGAGAUGUAAAUGUGACAAAGGCCUUUGAUGAGCUGCCAUUAAAUUGCAAAAACAAAGAUGUAUAUUCCCUCAGUGUGGAAAGUAACAAAGUUUUGAGGUGCAUUUUCUUGGUCACAAUUUUCAGGUUUUAUACCAAGCAGUCCUGGUUUCUACAUGGGAGGGCUGAAAAUGGACCCUCUGAACCCCCUGUGAUUGGUCAAGAGGUAUGAGAUGCUACUUGCUUUAUACAGGCUUUUGUAAUAUAACAGGAGUAAUGCGAAUAGAAAACCUCAUACAUAAACCUGAGAAGCUUUCUUGCGAGUUGGAUUCAUUCAACUCAGAUCUGUCUUGUUUUUUACCCUCGUACUACUAGUACUUUUGGGUGGCUAUUUAGAUAGCUGUUUAGACAAUAAUUACUUCAAAUAUAUAUGUACAUAACCUGAACUCAACUCUUCACCCAGGUUGAAUGAAGGUUGUGAUUUUUUAACUUUUAAUGUUGGGGAAUGCAGCAAGGGGUGUUGGUUAAGGCUGUUGACCCAUGCAAACGUGAUCAUUUUUUCAUGAUUGCUGGGUCAUGUCAGCGCUUGAUCUUCUGUUGCCCUGGGUGAGUAACUUGAUAUGGGCUGUGGCUGGUUUACUUUUGGGUGGCUAUUUAGAUAGCUGUUUAGACAAUUGCUUCAAAUGUGCAUGUACAUAACCUGAGCUCAAUUCUUCACCCAGGUUGAAUGAAGGUUGUGAUUUUUUUGCUUUUAAUGUUGGGGAACACAGCAUAGGGUGUUUGUUAAGGCUGUUGACCCAUGCAAACAUGAUCAUUUGUUCAUGAUUGCUGUAAGUGCUUGAUCUUCUGUUGCCAUGGGUGAGUAACUUGACAUGGGCUGUUGGCCAAUCUUGGUUUGGGUAAGGCACACUAGGUGAUAUUAUUGGCUGGUAGUAAUGGAAUAAAGCAAUAGGUGAAUUCUGAUAAAAUCCUGGAUUCUCCUUCCCUUUACCUUGUACCUGCUUGUGAAUCAAAGGGAAAAUUUAAUAAAUAAUUUAUUAAAUUAAAUUAAGUGACCCUAGAUAUUCAGUUGUAAUCUUACAAUGGAAUAUCAGGAGUAACAAAUAGGGCCUUGAUGAAUGUACACUGUGCCUCAAAUAUUAUGACUAUAUUGUUUAAAAUGCCAAGAAAGUCAAAUGUGUGUUUUACAAUCCUUUGGAACACUCAACGACUCUUGGAGUCAAACCUUUCACAGUUAGCACAAACCGUUAGAGCGCUGUGCAAACUGUUAGAAGGUCAGGGCAAAGCGUUAGAACUUUAGGACAAACCAUUAGCUAUCCAAUAGUUUUCUAACGUUUAAAGGAUUAUCAUUAGUGUAUGCUUUUGUUUGAGAGGUCACAAAUUAAUGGUGUACCUUUAUGUGAUGUUUUUGACAAGGAAAAUACUUAGAAUGUGGUCAGCAAAGACCAUCAGAGUCACAACUGUAAUGAAAAUGGGGUGGCAAAUGGGACUUUGUCUUUAAUUUUGUUUUUGCUUUCUCAAGCUUUUAGUUCUUAUUUUUUUAGGCAAUCUACAGCAAGAUCAAGGAACUAAAUUUCCAUGACUGUCACACAAAAAUCAGACAAGUGGACAGCCACUCUACUGUGGGAGGAGGGGUGGUAGUACAGGUUAGUAUGGAUCAGCACUCUGUUUUUUUCUUUUCCCUUUUGACACUAAUAAUGAAUAAAACAAAAAUUUCUCAAUAGAAGAUAUUACAUGGCGGCACUGAGAUACACAAUAAAUUAUUGUCUUUGAGUGUUGAAGAAUAUUCCACAAGUGAAUGCAGUGAACAAGGGAAAUGUUUUUUUUCAUAGUGAGAAGAGAAAUAUGUUUCUCCAAGCAGUCCAGCUGUACUGUUCUCCUUAUUGUGUACCCUGUAAACCCCAACGAAAUACCAAACCUUCUCACAAUAAAGCAUUUUUUUGUUGCAGAAGGUGUUAAGAUAACAUUAGAAUUAGAAUUUCCUUUCUCCAAGAAGUCAUGUAAUGUUCCCCUUAUUAUUUAGGUUGUGGUUCAGUUUUAUCCUUGGUUUAAAUUUUAUUUUCCUUUGUUUCAAACUCAUUAUCAUACAUUACCAUACCCCAAAACAAAGGAAAAUAAAAUUUAAACCAAGGAUAAAUUUGAACCACAACAUAUACAUUGUAAACCCGAAUGAAAUAUCAAACCAUUUCACUAUAAAAAAAAAAUUUUUGCUGCAAAAGGUGCAAAGAUAACAUUUUUUUUUUCAUUUUUUGCAUGAAAGCACACCUGGUAUUUCAUUUUUGUUUAUAUAAAAAGGAAGUCUUCAUGAAUAGGUGAAAUUUUCGUAUGUUGUAUCCUCUGGUUGCUAUUGUGAUCCAACCCAACCCUUCAAGCCCCAGUAUCAACUUACAAAUUCUCCAGACUUAUUUUGGUACAUUACUGUGAGAAAUUACAGUGGGAACUCUCGUAAGCAGACAUCCUCAGGAUACGAAAAACGAUGUCUGUAACUGGAGCUGGCCACUUACGGGAAUGUAAAAAUACAGAGGUUGUAUAAAAGUUGAGAAAAACAGGGUUUUGUGAAGGCAGCUAUAUUAGUAGAGUUGUCCACUUACAAGAGUGUCCUUGAGGAGAACUUCUACUGUAGUUGAGAGAAUUUGAUAGAAGAUCAAAACAUUUUUCCUUUGGUGCAGGUAACCUUGUCUCUUCAUGAUCUGUCGUUAUUGUGAGGAGAAAAUUUAUGUUGGUCACUUUUGGGACUUGAACAGUUAAUAAGAAUCUAAAUGCUGUGGAAAAUUAUUCAUUUGCAAAUACUGUAGCUAUCCUCAGACUACAAGAGCUUUUUGGUUCAGAUUGUUUGAGAUGAUCCAAGUGUCUUUAUUCAGGUUUUGUAUUAAAAAGCAUACCACCUCUUUAUGCAGGUGUCUGGUGAACUGUCUAACGAUGGACAGCCCAUGCGAAGAUUCAUGCAGACCUUUGUCUUGGCUCCUGGCGAGGUCAGUACUUUUACUGUUAUAAUACAAUCAAUCGAUCAAUAAAAUUGUUUAUUUCUCCACUUAAUGACAGUGAGCCAAUAUGUUUGUUCAAAAUAUGUACAUGUUAUUGUUGUUUUAAUGCUAUAUUAUUGUUUAGAUUAAUCACUAUUUUCAAGUGGCCACCAUCUUGGUUUCAGCAGGGUAAAGUGGAAAUUGCUGCUGUAACAAGGACGAUAUCAUGGUGUUCCCCUUCCCAUGAGCAUUUUGCUGUCUCACAAGAGUUUGAAAACGAAUGUAAUGAUCUAUCUUGUUUGUAUAGCUCUCAAACACAGAAAAAUGAGGAGUAAAUCUUUAUUUAUUUAAUAAUGUAUAUAUUUAUUCCAAUGGCUGGCUUACUUGUAAAAUGUAAGAGGACCCCUUUAAUUUCCAAUCCUUUGAUGAUAUUUUUGCCAGGGUCCAAAAAGGUAUUAUGUUCACAAUGACAUAUUCCGCUACCAAGAUGAGGUGUUUUCAGAAGAUACUAGUGAUGAACCAGCUGAUGGAACUGUUGGUAAGUUGAAAUACACAUGAACUUUCUCAGCCAAGGUACAUAGUUUCCUUUAAUAAAGCAUUGCCAAAGUAUAGCAAGAAUCAUGGAGAGACGCUGGAUGGACCUAAGCUCUGUGAUAGUGAACAUCAGCUGUCAAUGACUGUUGGUAGUGGAGGUUACUUGAAGACGAAAGUGCGUUAAUUAGGGCUGAUUUGUGCAAGUAACAAGAAGAAGCAAUAGUGUUUCCAUUACUUGUAAAGAAUGAGAACAGUUCUUGACUAAUACUUUUCCACCAUCCUUCUUUUGCAUUCAUGGUUUGUGGAAGUUAAAGGGUAAAAGAUAUUGUUGGCAAAUUUCACCAAGAGCACCCUUUUUCAAACAGCAAUUUUAGUUCCAUUGUUUCAUGCCUUUUAACUGAUCAGGAACAGUGAAGAAAACAAUGUCAAUGAAUUGAUAAACUGCCCAAUAGUGUUGUCAUUUGAACUGAGACACUUCAAGCAUGAUAAUAAAGUUCCAGUUUGGUAGUCUGGCUGGACUCAAGCGUGAAAAAUACUUGAUCAUCAUCAUCAUCAUCAUCUGGCCCUUUCAGUUGGGAUGCUCUGGACAAUCUUAUUCCACACUUUGCAGUCUGAUCUGAGCAAGAUCCUCCCUGUCAAUUCUGGAAUCCCAUGAGAUUAUAUCUCAGAAUGUGAUUUUCCUUGAAUGAACAGGGCCACUUGGCAUUUCCAUAGUAGAAGGGACUGUAUGAUGAUCUCACUCUUGGCCUGUUUCUCAAUGACCUGCAAAUUGGAGAUGGUACUUAGCAGACUUGCUCUGGAACAAUCCACCUCUCUUCAGAAGUCUUGAGUUCAAGUUAUUGUUCUGUGCUUAUGAACAAUAAAUAUGGUGUGAGAAAACUCAUGAUCCUAUGUUUUUGACAUUUUUGUAGAUUCUGAAGGUGAAGAAGAGCACCCACAACAGGUGCCAGUGAAUAAUGUCAGCAGUUAUGAUCAAACCAAGCAGGAGCAGGCUAUUGUGCAAGACAUUCCAAGUGAAAAUUUGUACUAUACCGAGUCAGGACAAACCAAUGGGUAAUAUGAAAUUUCCUUGCUUUCUUAGUAGUUGUUUCCUACUUUCACCUGUGCCGCUGAAAGUCCUACGAGAUUGUAUUUGAUUGGUUGUAUUCUGUAUGAGUACACAGCAAAAUGUGCAACAACUUCGAAUUCCUUCCAUCAAGAAUUUAAAGCCACUGGAAUGUCAUCCUCAUCGCUGAUGGCUAAAAUUAUUUACCUGGUUCUGCAAAAUGCACUGAAAUUCACUUUGAAGGGCCUCCAAAAUCAAAUUCCAUGUGUGACAAAUUGCGUUUUUUAUCUUAUGGUGUCAAAGAUUUUGCAAUUUUGCCAGCUUAAAAACAGUUUUGUUGUUAGAUGUCAUGUGACGUAGCCUGCCAAUACAGCCAUCUCUCCUCUCUCCUUGCCACUUAGAUGUUUCACAGAGAGGACAUUUGUGCCUCAAUUACAAUGCUAUAAUGAUAAUGUAAAUCAAUGUUUAGAUAAUCUGGUAAUCAUGGGGUUCCAAAUUUACGUAAAUUUCUUUGAAUUUAUGUUUCUGGUCUGUGAUCUCAGAGUUUGAGUUCCCCUGUGAAAGAGUGGAACCAAAACUCAAGAGAAUAAUAAAUUCCACAAUAAAAUUGUUGACUGUUUUACAAUAGAUUUAUUAUACAUAUUGCAUUUACAUUUGACCUCUGUCUUCUUCUAUCGUGCGUAAACAAUAACUAAAAGAAUAUAAUCUAUGUUGACCAAUCAGAGUUCCUGACCUGGCAGUUUCUGGACAGAUUUUACAUUAUCACUAUGGAAUUUCUGUCAUUGAGGUGCAGACGUAUCUCUGCAAAAUGUCCCUAACGGCAAGGAGAAAGCAGAGAUGGCUACAUGUACAUGUGACCUUGAAGUAACCAAUCAAUGAGAGAAUUUCACGCCUUUUAACAAAUACUAACUUUUAAGUUGCUUUUUGACACAGUUCGACAGCGUUGUUGAACCAGGAACCACUGCUGGAUGAGGAAGAUGAUGAUGAAGGUGAAGAAUCACUUGAACUUCAAGAAGUCGUCAUCGACAAACAUCCACAGGUACGAACAUAAUACUGUAGGUUGCUUGUAGUGCAUAUUUUUAUAGCCUGAAAACAGAUAUUAUUAUUAUUCCAGGGUUGUCAUUAAGAGCCGGGGGCCGGGGAUUUUCCCCGGCUACUAAGAGAGUGGCCCCCGGAUACUUUUAUUGGAAAACAGAAGAAAAAUAGAAGCAAAAGAAAUCCCUAGCCAUUUGAUUCCCUGCCUACUUGUUGUAUUUGCCCGGCAACUUGAAAUCUUAGUGACAACCCUGUUAUCCCCAGUGGAGAGAAUAGAAGGAACUUUUUCUCUUUGCUAACCUUGUAGAGUGCAAGUGUGCAGCGAAAGUGCACAUAGAUUCUACACAAAACCAAAGGCUAGAGGCUGAUAUGAAAGCCAGUUUCCUCCUCUCAUAAUGUUUAGUUCAUGAAUCACUUUAUUUUGCCACAAACUAAGAAUGUUUUCUUUCUUUCUCAAAUUUGUAUUGCAAAAUGUUUACUCGUGAAAUCAAAAUGUUUGCUUAAAGAUGUUUGUUUGACUCACUUUGAGCCACUGUCUGUUCAGCUGACGUUAAAUGGAAGGGGGUGAUACUUGAAAAAGCCAGGGUAUGUCUGUCAUUCAUUUUAUUGAAGGAUAAUCUAUUCCCUCAAAUUUCUAACCAGGAACCUGUUAGAGAGACUUCUGCUGUAAUUCAGUUGCCUGAAGAAGAGGAGGAACCAUCGCCUGCAAAUGAUCAGUCUGGUGAGACUCCAUUUGAACCAGAGCAGCCUGAGGUUGAUGACGCAGAAGGACCUGAAGGAGCAAGGACUGAGCCAGAGGCACCUUUAGAGGAUGUUAUGGGUGAACCUACAGAGCCAGGUACCUACAUUCAAGGAUUGUUCACAUGUAAUACAGUAAAAACCUGUGAUUAAGAACCUGGGGCCCGUUUCUCGAAAGUCCCGGUAACUUUUCGGGCCGGAUAUCAAAUAUUCAAAUCGAAAUAUAAAGAAUAAGAGCCAGGGUCCUGGCUAGCAGACUACUCCAUUUUGUUUCACUAACUGAUAGUUUUAUCAUGCUAGAUGCAAAACUUUUGAAACCUCGAUCUUUAAUGUGAACGGAGACAGCUUACCGGGCCCGUUAAUUAUCGGGACUUUCGAGAAACUGGCCCCUGGCUUUUAAGAACCUGUUAGGUUUAAAUUUUCCAGUUAGGCCCUAACUAUCAAGAACGUGUUUAGCCGAAAAUUUGAAGCUGGUUCUUAGUUUCUAAAAUCUAUAAAAAAAAAUUGUACACUUGGGCAAAUAAAAUAAGUCAACAUUUAUGAUCCUUUUGGAUCCUUUUGGAGUUAUCACUCGUACUGCAAUGUAAUGGUACAGCUGUAAGAAGAUGUUAUAUAAGGAUCCCCAUUCAAGGGACACUUGCCUUAGUCUCGCGGGUGUCCCCUGAGUAGAGGUUCCAUUGUAGCUUUUUAUAUCAUUUGUAUAUGAUGUUGAUUUCAGCUCAAGAGAAACCAAAGACCUGGGCUGCACUUGCCGCAUCCCGCUCACCGGCAGCUCCAACUAACACAGCUCCCGCCACAAACUCACGCCCCGCCCGACAGCCACAACCGGUGAGGUUUGAGACUGGUGAUUUUAUGUGCACUGUAUUGAUUUUGAAAGGUUAAAUGGUGGUUUACACAUGGAGCAAGUAUAAGCAUAAAUAGUGCAGUAAAGCAUGCGCAUUGCAAGAGACAAUGUCUCUUUCAGUGCUCCAUAAAGUGGAAUAAUUUUCCUUCUUCUGCUCACAUGCUUAUACUUGCAUUUUUAUGUUACACAUUUAAAAUGGGACAUUGCUAGCAUGCUCAUCAGCACAAACACAAAUUCCUUUUAUAUUACCCCAUGGUGGAUUGAUGUAAAUUCUUUGGCACCAACAUAAGUACAUCUGUACAGCUGUAUACAUCGCCUUAUUCUGAUCUUCAAGAUUAAACAUCCUUGUGCUUCUUCCUUUUCCAAUGCUUAAUAAUUUUGACACCAGGCUCCUGCCCAGACUAUGUUUACACCACCGCCUAGACCCCAGGCUCCUUCAGCCCGCCAGUCCAAGGAAACCCGUGGAGGCCCAGGCACUAGAGAGACAAGGAUGAGUGCAAGGAAUGCCCCUGAUAAUCAUCAGGUGUUUAUUGGCAACCUACCUAAUAAUGUCAAGGAUGAUGAAGUGCGAAAUGUGUUUGCAAGUAAGUAUUGAACGAGUACUUACGUCCAAGUUGCCCGUAGCCUGCAAUGCAUGUUUCAUUGGAUUAGUUAGUGCUUUGUUUUUCCUCUAUUUGGCUGCUGUUUGAAUUUGAAAGAAGAAACUGGGAUGAGAAGAAAAUGCAAAGCAAUUGGUUGCGCAUUAGGUUGCCCCCGUGCAAUUUAACUCGUGUAUAUAGUGUUAGAGACCUGUAGAUUUAAAGAAGAGGACGACUUCGAGAACGAGAUUUUCUCAAAGCGAAGUAGUGCACACCCGUGAUCCAGCAUUACUUUGGCAGGAAGACGAACUACUUUUUAAAGUCCUCAUUCUGUUGCAGGUUUUAGCGUGCAUGUCGUUGUGGCGGGAACAAGUCAUCAAAUGUUAAAAGUUUUAUCAUUUUGUAAUCGGGAGGGGGCUUAACCACCUUCAAAUAAAUAAUAACUGUGCUAACUCUUCUGGUGACAAAAAGUACAAUGGAGUUUUCCGGGGUGUCUAUUUUUUUUAAAUAUGAGAAAAAAACUUGAAGGCAAAUCUCAUCCUUGUGUUCAUCCUCGUCCUCAAAUCUAAAAGUCUCUUAUCAUAUUUGAGGGGGAUGGGAGGGAAGGGGGAGAAUUCUAUUGUUGAGACGCCCCUAGAACACCCCCCUCCCCCCCCCCCAGCAAACAAACACCAUCGCCUGCAGCUACCAAGUUCAUCAGGAGAUGAAUUCAAGACUCAGUGUACUGUUAUCAUUAAACAAAGUGAAUUUCAAGUAUUUUACCUACCUACAAAAACUUUUCUUGGGACUUUUCCCCUUACAAAUGUAGUUAAAAUAUUUACGUUAUGUAAUACUGUCUGAAGUGUACUUUGUUGUCUUCUUUGCAGAGUAUGGAACGAUACUGGAAAUACGACUCAACCCCAAGGUAUACAAACAUAAAGAGACAUAUUACGCAUUUAUUUUUCAUGACAUCUUGUAAUGUAAGCUAACUACCUGUACCAAUGUAGAGAAGCCUGUUUAGGGGUAGUCCACUUAAACAAUUUGCAACAAAUUAUCAAAAUAGAAUAAAAUUUUUGGGCCGCCGGUUUAAGUCUGGCUUUGUUGUAUUAACCCACACAUAGUCAUCGGCUAAUUACGUUCUUCUACUCAGAUUUUUUUUUCCUUUUUCUUUGCUUCUAUUCUCGUAAAUGCUAUUGACUACCCCCGAGGAAGUUUGUUUUUAUUUUACUGAUUGUUGUGUCUUGUUUUUAGAACUUUGGAUUUGUCAUCUUCAACAGCCCUGAACCAGUGGAACAAAUCCUUAGCAACAGAGUGAGUGUGAAACCAAAACAGUUCAUUCUCUGAUCGUUAAAUAUAGCAGUUAGUCAUAGAAAAUUGGAAACGUAGGAAAGUCCACGAUGGGAAAACUUGCAGCGUUUGUUAGUCGUGUUUAGGUUACCCCGCUGGAGAGACUGGGUCAGUGGUGUGUCGAAUGGCAUUAAGGGACUGUUUUGGGGGACGAAUUCUGACCCAGUUCCUGGUCUUUCUUAAAGUCCUUCGCUUCUCAUUUCCGGUUCCGGUAGUAGGCCACAGCUCCAUCCAGUCUGACACGCGACGGGGACGCAAAUAGUUCGCGCCAAAAUGCCGUCAUUUGAUGCGAUUUUCUGCAGGGGAAACAAGUCGAACCCCCGCUCUCUCACUCGCUUUCAUGUCGCAGUAAACACAAAAAAAUCUCCUGCUCGCGCUUCGCGCUCGAGAAAAAUAUUGGGCUCGUCUUGUGGGCCAGUCUACUCAGUUCCCUGCGCAACUUCACAAUAGCCAGUCCCAUCGUGAAGUUCGUUACAACACCAUACUCACUCAGAACCUCAGAGUGACUAGCUAAUCUUUAUAUUGCUGAUGUUGUUUUUGUUUUAUCCAGCCGAUCAAAAUUGGUAACCAUGAAAUCAACAUAGAAGAAAAGAAGCCUAGUGGUACAGUUGGGCGCGGUUCUGGCGGAAAUCGUCGAGGGGGUAGUGGAGGUGCUCGUGGAAACGCGCGUGCCGGCGCGAGCGGAGGCGGUGGUCAAGUUGGCCGUGGAGGAACUGGAUCCCGCUCGAGCAACCGCGGAGGGGGAUUUGGAUCUAACAGCGGCGGUGGUAAUGCUGGAUCCAGUGGGAGAUCUGGCAGGGAUCGGGACAGCGGAGGUCGCGGCGGAAAAUUCAAGUAGCUAACCACUGCUGGACCAUGGACCGGAGCAAGAGUAGCAUAAUUUAUUGUUAUAAAGACAAAAAAAAACGCACUCAAUCUUUGCAGAAAGCCAUUGUGGCGUCGUCACGUUCACUUCUCCUCGCUCGAAGCUGUUGUUAUCUUUCAUAGUAUCGCGUGCACUGUCGUCUGUAUCAGCAAGCUUUAUAGCAACAUUCUUACUUGCGUUUUGUCUGCUGGCGGAUAUGUUCGUUACAUUUCGUUGUAUUUGUGGUUUAAGUCGCGUGUCUGUGUAAACUGUUCGCGUGUUGUGGUAGCGAGUGUUCCAUUUGAGAAUUUAAUAUAUCGUCCGAGGCGAGCAAAAAUGCGAAAAAAAUGAAGAGGACGCCUGAAGUGACUUUUUU